Molecule: messenger RNA, 2455 nt
Organism: Oryzias melastigma (Indian medaka)
Lineage: Eukaryota; Metazoa; Chordata; Actinopteri; Beloniformes; Adrianichthyidae
Gene: cdc7
Product: cell division cycle 7 homolog (S. cerevisiae)
Exons: 12
Coding region: 55-1746 (563 amino acids)
Biological process (GO): mitotic DNA damage checkpoint signaling; protein phosphorylation
Cellular component (GO): nucleus
Molecular function (GO): ATP binding; protein serine/threonine kinase activity
Source: RefSeq, a predicted model, not a curated record
UUUUCUUAUGUUAAUCACAUUUUCCCGAAAGUGUCACACUUUACCGCGAAAGAGAUGGACGCUUCCGCGGUCUACCCGGACAGAACCAGCACCACCAGGUCGGAAGGCGCUCACAGGAAAGUCUCCAAGGAUGUGCAGAUGGAUAUUGAACAUCUCUCCAAAGCUGUUCCUCAGCUGGCCAAGGUUUUCAACAUCUUAGACAAGAUUGGAGAAGGUACGUUCAGCUCUGUGUACCUGGGCGAGGCGCUGAUGCGGGACGGGAGGAAGGAGCUGUUUGCGCUGAAACAUCUCAUCCCAACGAGCCACCCCACGCGCAUCGCUGCUGAGCUGCAGUGUCUGACGGUGGCAGGAGGCAGGGAGAAUGUGAUGGGAGUGACGUACUGCUUCAGAAAAGACGACCAUGUGGUGAUCGUGAUGCCCUACAUGGAGCAUCAGGCUCUCGUGGAAGUCAUCGGGUCCCUUAGCUUUGCAGAGGUCCGCCUGUACAUCUAUCACCUGCUGAAGGCGCUCCGACACAUCCAUCAGUUUGGCAUCAUUCAUCGGGACAUUAAGCCCAACAACUUCCUGUACAACAGGAGGAGCAGAGUGUACGCGCUGGUGGACUUCGGCCUAGCUCAGGGCACAGCGGACACCCAGAUAGAGCUACUGAAGGUGGUGAGGCCGAGGGUUCUGCAGAAAGGUGGAGGGUCGGCCUCACAGAGGAGCAGAGCACCUCCUAAAUCCUUUCCCAAAAGCACCUCCACUUCACUCCCGGUGGCUCCACAGCAGACGGCAGCUUUGCCACCGUCCUCUUCCUCUGUGUCGUCUUCGGCCUCACAGAGACCCCCGGUGAAAAAAGCUCGCCUGCCCACCUCCUCUCUUCACACGGCACGGUCAAAGGAUCUGGGGGGGCUACGUAAAACUCCACGGCCCGUGUUUGGAGAGAGGAACCUGAACAGCUGCACGCCCACCCCCUCCGCCACGACGCCGGAUGCCGGUAAAGCAGAGGAAGCGCUCAGCUGGAGGUGCUCGAUGAGCAGAGCGUCAGGCAGAGCUCUGAGUGGCAGUCAGAAACCUGCGAAGGCCGUGCAGCCGGGCCUCACCUGCGACUGCUUCCUGACUGACCGCGUCUGCAACGUCUGCAUGUCCAGGAAGCAGCAGGUGGCGCCCCGGGCUGGAACUCCUGGCUUCAGAGCGCCAGAAGUCCUCACGAAGUGUCCCGACCAAGGCACAGCCAUAGACGUGUGGUCGGCCGGCGUCAUCCUGCUCUCGCUCCUCAGCGGCCGCUACCCGUUUUUUAAGGCCGGCGAUGACCUGACGGCGCUCGCUCAGAUCAUAACAGUACGAGGCUCCAGGGAGACUAUCCGCGCAGCCAAGACCUUCGGUAAAGCGGUGGUGUGCAGCCAGGCGCUGCCCCCUCAGGACCUCAGGACUCUGUGUGAGACUCUGCGAGGACGCAGGAGGGCCUCCCCUGGUGAAGACGUCCCGUCGGCUUUGGCUUGUCGGAACAGAAGCCCAGAUGGAGGAUCGAUAUGUGAACCCGCUGACUCAGCAGAACUGACUCUGCAGAACCAGGAAAGUUUUAGCAACUGUGAGCGCACAGUAUGCCUCAUGAAACCAGCGCUGGAGGCUGAAGAGGAGGAGCAGGGCUGGGACAGAGUCCCUGAUGAAGCCUAUCACCUGCUGGACCGGCUACUGGACCUAAAUCCAAACAGCAGGAUCUCGGCGGCAGAAGCUCUGCAGCAUCCUCUUUUCAAGGACCUGUGAGUCUGAGCACCUGAACGCAUCACAGUGAACUCAUCUGAUCUGAAAACCAACCAGAAUUCACCUGCUUAGAGUUCAAAACCCUGUGAAGAUGUGUUGUUGCCAUGGCGUCCACCGUUCACUCUGCCACAGCUUCAUAUUCACAGACUUAUAACAGCACAUUUUUAUGUCAACAUCUAAUAAAUUGUUUUUUUUUAACAAAAAGAAGAAAAUAAUUCAGGAACAUUUAGAGAUGAACACAACAAAAACAAGAUAACUGCUCUUAUGUUUAGUUCAUAUGUUUAUUCUAAUGCAGGUCUGGGCAAACUGUUUGACUUGUGGGCUAAAAGGGGCUCUAGAAUCCGCCCAAAGGGCCGGACCAGGACCAGUGUUUCCCCAUGAGAGAAAAAAAUAACAUUAAAUCUGGAUGAAACAAAUAUGAAACAUGGGGUUUUAUUUCAAAACUGACUUUAGUUCUCAUUUUAGCGCCAGUUGCACCAAUGGUUUAAUGUUUUUCUGGGAAACCGUAAACGUGGAGAAAAGCUGCGUUCAUGUGUUGUUGGAAUGAUCGGAAAAAUGACUGUUUGACUCGCAAAACACAAAUGUAAACGAAAAAAAAAGACAAUUCUUCCAACACCACAGAAAUACAGAAUAACUUUCUGAACCUAAACAAAGUUAAUGUAUUUAUAGUGCGCCAUACUGGGAAACACCACAAUAAAGCAAAUAAGGAUUA